GGGCUCAGUGCAGAGGCCGCUGAGUCCGGGAGAAGGAAGAUCGGCAGCGGGAUCGUUCCCUGGGGACCCUCAACUGCCCGGGCGCUCCGAUCGGGUGGGCGCUAUCUGUGCGUUCUGCACCCCUGCCGGUGCCCGCCUUCUACCCUGCGAUCCCGUCUGGGUGCCCGAGCAGCCGCUGGCGCUUUGGUCCGAAGAGAGCGGGGCGCGCCGCGCCGCCAGCCGCCAUGGAGCCCGGGCCUCCUGGAGCCUCCAGGCCCGCAGAGCCGGGGCCUCGCUUGCACGGCGAGUGCGGCGCUGACCAGGCGGUCUCGGCCUGCUUGCUGUAUGGGGCCGGGGCCGGGGCCGAGGCCGAGGCCGAGCCCCAGCGCCACGCGCUGGCUGUGGCGGCGGUGCUGCCGGCAGGGGGGAGCGGGGAGAGGAUGGGCGUCCCCACUCCGAAGCAGUUCUGCCCCAUCCUGGGGAGGCCGCUCAUCAGCUACACCCUGCAGGCCCUGGAGAGAGUAUGUUGGAUAAAGGACAUCGUCGUAGCAGUAACUGGAGAGAACAUGGAAGUGAUGAAGGGCAUUAUUCGGCGGUACCACCAUAAACGCAUCUCACUAGUUGAGGCUGGAGUGACCCGUCACAGGUCGAUAUUCAAUGGACUGAAAGCACUGGCCCAGGAUCAGCCAGACUCGAAGCUCUCGAGGCCAGAAGUAGUGAUUAUCCAUGAUGCUGUGAGACCUUUUGUUGAGGAAGAUGUACUCUUUAAAGUUGCCGCAGCUGCUAAGGAACAUGGAGCAGCAGGAGCCGUUAGACCUCUUGUGUCCACCGUCAUCAGUCCAUCCCCCGACGGUUGCUUGGACCACUCACUGGAACGUGCCCGACACAGAGCAAGUGAGAUGCCCCAGGCUUUUCUGUAUGAUGUGAUCUAUGCAGCAUAUCAGCAGUGUAGUGACUACGACCUGGAAUUUGGAACUGAGUGUUUGCAGUUGGCUCUAAAAUAUUGUCAUGUUAAAGCCAAACUUGUGGAAGGAUCACCGGAUCUCUGGAAGGUGACCUACAAACGAGAUUUGUAUGCAGCUGAAUCGAUUAUUAAGGAAAGAAUUUCACAACAGAUUUGCGUAGUUAUGGAUACCAAAGAAGAUGAAGAACAUGUUGGCCAUCAUCUUGAAGAAAUGCUAAAAAAUGAAUUGAAUCAUCUGAAAGUCACAUCUGUGUCUCUGUGUCAUGCUGGCAGAGACCUUCAGCAAGUCCUGUCAGAGCGAUGCUACAGUUUUGUCUGUGUGAACGUUAUGACCUCUGAAUUUGAAGAAACCCAGAAAUUACUGAAUAUACUUAAAGAGAGUAAUCUUUCCAUUUUGUAUCCUGUCGUUGUCAUUUCAGUGCAUUUUCUUGAUUAUAAAUCAGUACCUGUGGACCAGAAGAUGGAAAACCUAAUGCGGAUUAGAGAUCUAGCAAAGGAAGCGAAAAAAAGAAAUAUUUUACUGUGUGGUCUUCUCAUAUAUUACCCACAGGACAAGCAAAAGCUACAGGAGAGUGUAAGGCAAGGUGCCACUAUCAUUACCACCUUCAUCAAGGAAAGAAACUCUGGAUUCAUUGGUCAGCUUCUGGUAGCAUGAAGAACACAGAGAAAAUUACCUACUGAGCUUAUAGAAACAUUUGUCUAAGUACUGUAUCUCUUUCAUGCUUCCCUACCUAUUGUAUGUGGUAGAAUGUCUAAGUUGUCUUCUGUGUUUCACAGUUUGUAGAAUAUCAUGCUCGGGUUAUAAAAGUGGAUCAAUGUUUGUAUCUGUGAAAUUAAAAUUUACUUUUUUGUGAAUGUCAAAAUAUAAAUGGCCUGACCCAGAAAAGAGUAGUUAAGUGGAAAAUAAUAGCCCUCAUGUAAUCUUUUCACAAAAGCAUGAAGGAUCAAAUAGAAAUGAUAAUGGGUGAGCUAAUCCUCCAAGGCAUGAGAAUUUGGAAAUCUUGAACUAUUAUCUCUGUGUUAAUUAAUAAAUGACACUAAAAUAAAAUUAAUAGAUAAGAUUCAGAAUUAUUGUUAAUUCUAAAAUUGUUCUCUCACCGUGAGAUAUUGACUUGUGUUCUGAUUUUCCAUGCAUUAAAACAAAGUAAAGUAAAACAGUAGAUAGUAGGGAAUUCUGGUUCAAAUAUCUUCACCAUUGAUCCUCACAUUACUCAAGAUCCCUAAACAAGAUGUAAUAUACUCCUUGAUUUAAUAUAAUUCUUAUUCAUUUUAAAGGGUUUCUGGUUUUUCUGAAUGAAUUUUAAAGAAGCCUGGGAAACUUCGUAAAAGUGAAGUUAUUCUGGUCAACCUCAAGUUAGUCUUUUAAAAAUCAGGAAGUCAUUGCAUGUCCAAGAACAUUAUUAAUUAUUCAUUUGGUACAGAUGCUGCUUUGUAAAGCAGGUUUUUAUUCUCUCAAAUUUCCACUGGUACAUCUAUCUUACAUAGUGAUGAUUCCCCUUAUAUUAAUUGCAUUGUGUAAUUAUGUACAUCCAGUCAUUAGAGAUGCCUUUUAUUCCAUAUUUACAUGCAUGUUCUAAUAUUACAUCAGAUCAGAUUAUUCAGGGUUUAGGCUACACAUGGAAACUAUAAAAGUUGCAUGAAAUAUUUCCUAUAACAUAUCUACCUAGUGGAAUAUCUUUUUAACAUGUCAGAUAACUUUUCUUAUAUUUCUCAAGUGUGACGAUUAGCAGGGGAGUUUGUACUUCACAUGUAAGUGGCAGUGAGUAGAAGACAAUGGACGUGGAGUAACUACUGCAAUUCAUUCCUCUAAAUGAAAUGCGCUUUUUCAGUGUAAUUUCUACCUGUGCUUCUGGGCUUGCCACUUUCUCUCUCUCUCUCUCUCUCUCACUAGGGAUGUUCUCACAUAAAAUAAAUCACUUAAUUCAAAUCCUGAGGGUGGCUGUAUAUGGGCAAUGUGCGGAUUUUGGGUAGAAUGUCUCUGUUGUUUAGGUGGUGGGUCAGCUGUGUUAUGAAAGGUUCACACCUUCUGCCUGUUGAAGUCCUCAGGUGAACAUGUUUUUAAGAAUUUAAAGUUGUGUAUAAAGGCAAAUGGGGAAAUGUUAUCAAGGUUUUAAAGAGAGGGCGAGUGUCUUCAAGUUCAAGGCAGGGAAGGCGUAUCUAUGGCACAAGAGAACCACUGUAUUGACCAAGUGUUGGCUGAGUACCUUAGAUUCAGCCUAAUAAUGGAAUGUUACACCAGACAAGAAUUUAUCUGGGAGUAAUCAGUAUGACUUUACCCUAGGCAAUUGGAAACAUUUAGUGUAAUGAGGUUUAGCUAAUAAAAUAUUAAAUUGUGUCUAAACUAAUCACUACCAUCAUCAUCACCAUCAUCAUAAAAUUUUAUUUUAUUUUUUUCUUUAUAGUUUACAAGUGAUUCACAGGCUUGGCAACAAUUAAAUGAAAUCCCCCCCACAUCUUUUACUGUUUAGAUGGGAAGUGAUGUUCAGGAGCCUUAACUACCUUGCUCAAAGCCAUGUGGCUGCCUAGUAACAAAAGCCAGGGCUUAAAGUCAAGACCACUGUAAACUGUGAUUGCUGGCAAGGGACACCUGGCAGAGAGGCUGUGCGUGGGAAGUCAGCCAGAGGCUGGGGGUGAGCACUGGAGGAAUGGACAGAAGGGGCGGCUCUGCCCAAUUACCAGAGGAACGUCCUGAAACUUUUGUUUUUAAUUUUGAUGUUUGAUUUUAGAGAGAUGGGAAGGGAGGGAGAAAGGAAGAGAAAUAUCCAUGUGAGAGAGAAACAUCGAUUGGUUGCCAUAUGAAUGCACUCUGACCAGGGACUGAACUUGUAACCCAGACGAGUGCCCUGACCAGAAUCCAGUCGGGGACCUUUCCAUUUGUGGGAUGACACCCAACAAACAGAGCUGCAUCAGCUGCAUCAGUCCUGAAGCUUUUGGCUUUCUAGCCAUCUUUCCAGCACACAAAAAUUAUACCUAAGGGUGAAAGGAGUGGAGGGAAUUAUUGACCAGGGGAGAAAGAUAAAUUAGCUGUUUCUAUUGUUUAAAAAGAUUCAGGCCCUGGCUGGUGUAGCUCAGUGGAUUGAGCACAGGCCUUCGAACCAGACAAUUGUGGUUCGAUUCCCAGUCAGGGCACAUUCCUGGGUUGCAGACCAGUUCCCUGCAGGCCAGUUCCAAGCAGGGGAUGCAUGAAAGGCAACCAUACAUCGAUGUUUCUCUCCCUCUCUCCUUCCCUUCCCUUCUAAAGAUAAAUAAAUAAAAAUCUUUUAAAAAAUGUGUUGGUUUGUAAUCAGCCUGUAUAGAUUAAAAAAAAAAGAUUCAGAGGCUUACUUUCAGGAAAACUGUCUAUUUUCACUUUGUUUUUCAAAGGCCAUUAAAAAUAAUAGUAAUUAUGCCUCAGGUUCCUGAAAUUGCUUUCUACUUGGGGACAGUUUUGUAAAAAGGCUUUUUCCUGAACAUAUGCUAGUUCAUUAAAUGCAAUUUAAAGAUAACCCUUUUAGAUAUUUAACAGCUUGAUCAAUGACUUUAUUAAUGACAUACUAAUAGGAGGUAGUCUUUUUUUAUUGAAGUGCUCGAUUUGAGAGAUCAUGUGCAGCAGGUAUACUCAUAUACAGAUAAAAUUCCAACCUGUCUUACUAUGGUCAGUUUAAACAUUUUGCAUUGGUUUAACAAAAAAGUGUUUUUUCUCAUGCUACUUUAUUAUAAUUAUAAUCACUUUUUCCAUUAUAUGCAUUAACCCAAUGAUUAUUUUAUAAAAUCAAGUUGUAGUAGAAUAUUUUCUUAUAUUGAACCUGCAAAUUUUACUUCCUUUUAAUAUUUAAACUAAUUAUGUCAAGCAAAAUCAUAAUAUUUUAAUAAAAAUGUAAAGAAAGCCAUUUGGAAGAAGAAAAAUUGAAGUUAGCUUUAAAGUUUAAUUCAAAAAUGAACAGAAUAAAUGAAAAAUGCACAUCAUUUUAGUAUUCAUUAGUAGGGUCUAAAAUAAGUGGACUAGAAGUGGCUGUGUAGGGGGUUUUGGCAUCAUGACAUUUAUAUAUGUUCUCACACAUUUUUAGUUUCAAAAUUGUGCAAAUGUAUGGAUAUUUUUUAAGUAAAAAGUAACAAAUUACUGUUAAAGAUUCUCAAUAUAGUCUACAAAACAAAAGUAAU
Molecule: messenger RNA, 5083 nt
Organism: Artibeus jamaicensis (Jamaican fruit-eating bat)
Lineage: Eukaryota; Metazoa; Chordata; Mammalia; Chiroptera; Phyllostomidae
Gene: CRPPA
Product: CDP-L-ribitol pyrophosphorylase A
Exons: 10
Coding region: 225-1598 (457 amino acids)
Biological process (GO): isoprenoid biosynthetic process; protein O-linked glycosylation via mannose
Cellular component (GO): cytosol
Molecular function (GO): D-ribitol-5-phosphate cytidylyltransferase activity
Source: RefSeq, a predicted model, not a curated record